AUGCUCGGCGGGUUACUCUUCGGCUUUUGGAGGUUCGUGGAGAUUGUCACAUUAAUACCUGUCAUUGGCAUGCUGGCCUGGUUUGUCGAUGGCUUCGACGACAACAACCAACUGACGCCAUCCUUCAUCCUGACCUUGUUCAUCGUCUCGGUGCUCGCCUGCGCUUGGGCCCUGGUGACCCUCCUCCGCCUCGGCUCGACCCGCAGAUCUGCCCUGUUCGUCGCAUUCGUCGACCUCUGCUUCGUGGGCGCUUUCAUUGCCGCCGAUGUCGAGCUCAGAGGCAUCGACGACGCUAACUGCGCCAACUUCACUUCCGGAUCCAUCUUCAUCAACCUCGGUCCCUUUGGCUAUUACGGUCUGAACAGCGGGUCGUCAUGGGCGUUCCAUCUCAACAAGAACUGCGCGAUGCUGAAGGCAUCCUGGGCCUUGGGGAUAAUGAAUACCAUCCUCUUCUUUUUCACCUUCGUUCUGGCCCUCUUUCUCCACCGGCACGAGAGAGUGGUCGUCACAAAGGAGGUCCGGCGGACGCGACACAGCAGCCGGCGGGGUCACUCUCGUUCUGGAUCGAGAAGGAGCAGCAGCCGCCACCGAUACGUCGUUUAG
Fonsecaea erecta is the source of this 603-nucleotide messenger RNA. RefSeq lists its product as hypothetical. Lineage: Eukaryota; Fungi; Ascomycota; Eurotiomycetes; Chaetothyriales; Herpotrichiellaceae. Bases 1 to 603 code for a protein of 200 amino acids. The record is from RefSeq and is a predicted model, not a curated record. The transcript is spliced from 2 exons.